AUGGCUCCUCCUGUGCACACCUCUCUACACCAGAUGGCUCCUCCUGUGCACAGCUCUCUACACCAGAUGGCUCCUCCUGUGCACAGCUCUCUACACCAGAUGGCUCCUCCUGUGCACAGCUCUCUACACCAGAUGGCUCCUCCUGUGCACAGCUCUCUACUCCAGAUGGCUCCUCCUGUGCACAGCUCUCUACACCAGAUGGCUCCUCCUGUGCACAGCUCUCUACACCAGAUGGCUCCUCCUGUGCACAGCUCUCUACACCAGAUGGCUCCUCCUGUGCACAGCUCUCUACACCAGAUGGCUCCUCCUGUGCACAGCUCUCUACACCAGAUGGCUCCUCCUGUGCACAGCUCUCUACACCAGAUGGCUCCUACUGUGCACAGCUCUCUACACCAGAAGGCUCCUACUGUGCACAGCUCUCUACACCAGAUGGCUCCUCCUGUGCACAGCUCUCUACUCCAGAUGGCUCCUCCUGUGCACAGCUCUCUACUCCAGAUGCUCUCUACACCAGAUGGCUCCUCCUGUGCACAGCUCUCUACACAGAUGGCUCCUCCUGUGCACAGCUCUCUACACCAGAUGGCUCCUCCUGUGCACAGCUCUCUACACCAGAUGGCUCCUCCUGUGCACAGCUCUCUACACCAGAUGGCUCCUCCUGUGCACAGCUCUCUACACCAGAUGGCUCCUCCUGUGCACAGCUCUCUACACCAGAUGGCUCCUCCUGUGCACAGCUCUCUACACCAGAUGGCUCCUCCUGUGCACAGCUCUCUACACCAGAUGGCUCCUCCUGUGCACAGCUCUCUACACCAGAUGGCUCCUCCUGUGCACAGCUCUCUACACCAGAUGGCUCCUCCUGUGCACAGCUCUCUACACCAGAUGGCUCCUCCUGUGCACAGCUCUCUACACCAGAUGGCUGGUUCUCGCAGCUUACCGUACAUUGCUCGCUUCUGA
Bufo gargarizans (Asiatic toad) is the source of this 948-nucleotide messenger RNA. RefSeq names its product early nodulin-75-like. The transcript is spliced from 3 exons. The coding region runs from base 1 to 948 and encodes 315 amino acids. The record is from RefSeq and is a predicted model, not a curated record. NCBI's taxonomy places the organism in Eukaryota, Metazoa, Chordata, Amphibia, Anura, Bufonidae.